ACAAACAAAGUUAUGAGCAGCUUCACUGAACACGACACACACACACUGCGUGAGGCAACAUGGGAGACGUACAGAUCACACAUGAGGUUAGACAUGACGCAGCUGACAGGUUGAAUGGGCAUUUGGCAGAGGUGAAAGAGUUGAUUGGACGAUCUCUAGAAGCCAAAAAGUUUGCAUACUGUCCAUACAGCAAGUUCAGAGUCGGGGCGGCACUUCUGACACACGAUGGAACGGUUUUCACAGGAUGUAAUGUGGAAAACGCAUGCUUCUGUUUGGGAAUCUGUGCAGAGAGAACCGCCAUCUCAAAAGCCGUCUCUGAGGGAUACAGAGAUUUCAAAGCCAUCGCAAUCUCAAGUGAUAUGUGUGAGCAGUUCAUUUCUCCAUGUGGUGGCUGCAGACAGUUUAUGAGAGAGUUUGGUGCUAACUGGGACGUGUAUUUGUCCAAACCUGAUGGCUCGCAUGUAGAGAUGAGAGUUGGGGACCUGCUGCCUGCAUCUUUUGGCCCAGAGGACUUAAAAGGGAAGAAAAGUAAUAUUAUGAAUGAGUUUUGAAGUCUUGUGUUCUAGAGCAGUGGUUCUUAAACUUAAAAAAAAUAUUUCAUAAAAUGCCACCAAAACUUCAACCCCCUUGGAUCCAUCUAAAGGGCCCCCAGUUUGAGAACCACUGUUCUAGAAGAUUUGAUUUACAGGAGCUUAACUGAAGACGUGUAUAGACGGUAUAGGUGUUUUAAAUGCUGUAUAAAACUGUGUAUUAAAAGACAUUUAUGUACUGUACAUUAUAUUCAUGAAUAUAAAUAUAGUUUUUCCUUUAAAUAAAAAAGCCUACUAUUCA
Molecule: messenger RNA, 831 nt
Organism: Triplophysa dalaica
Lineage: Eukaryota; Metazoa; Chordata; Actinopteri; Cypriniformes; Nemacheilidae
Gene: cdab
Product: cytidine deaminase b
Exons: 4
Coding region: 60-551 (163 amino acids)
Cellular component (GO): cytosol
Molecular function (GO): zinc ion binding; cytidine deaminase activity
Source: RefSeq, a predicted model, not a curated record